AUGGCUACCAGGCAAGCACAGAAAAGGCUGACCAAAGAAUACAAAUCUAUGGUGGAAAACCCACCUCCGUUUAUAAUGGCACAACCCAACGAGGACAAUAUCUUAGAGUGGCACUAUGUGAUUUCAGGGCCUCCAGAAACCCCUUAUCACGGUGGUCAGUACCAUGGGACACUUGUUUUUCCAUCAGAUUACCCGUUCAGGCCACCAGCGAUAAGGAUGGUGACGCCCAGCGGGCGGUUCAAAGAAGACACACGGCUAUGUCUGUCUAUGAGUGACUACCAUCCAGACACUUGGAAUCCAUCCUGGUCUGUUGCCACGAUUUUGACUGGGCUGCUGAGUUUCAUGACCGGAAACGAGAGCACCACAGGGGCGAUCACAACUACGCCAGACCAUAAGAAGAAGAUGGCAAGAGCCUCCAAAGAGUUCAAUGCCUACAAGAACGCACGUUUUAAAGCGGUAUUCCCAGACCUCGUCAAAGAAAAUAUUGCGUAUUUUGAAGAGCUGAAAAGGACAGGAGCGCAAAAUCUGGGUGACCAGGAUAGAGAUGUGCUGGAAGAGGCUGCUAAAGAACAAGCAAUCAACCUUUCGGAUAUUACUGAUCCAGAGGACAGAAUUAGAGUGGAGGAGGAGUUGUUAAAGCUUAAGAGGUCGCAAACGAGAAAGAAUGAGGCCAGCAGGUCCACGCUGUACAUUUUUUUUGCGAUUGCGCUUUUAGUCGUUGGCCUUAUCGUGAAAUAG
Molecule: messenger RNA, 738 nt
Organism: Lachancea dasiensis
Lineage: Eukaryota; Fungi; Ascomycota; Saccharomycetes; Saccharomycetales; Saccharomycetaceae
Source: the annotation of a GenBank genome assembly